GCUUUGGCCGAGUAUGAGCGGCGUUUUCGCGUUUGUCGCUCGAGUUUCAUUCACGAAAACGACCUGUUCGAACAACCACCCCCUCGUGUGCCUGUCGGAGGAAGGGUUAAGGUGUGCUUGAGCCUCUUGUGUCGGGUUGAAGUCGGGUUAAACGCGAGAAAUCGAGAGGCAAGAAGGUCGAACCGCGGAUACAGGCGUGUCUCUUCCGUACGGUUGCUCGAUUUCACGUACUUCGACUGUCAGUAAGGGUACCUGCAAGAGGAUAAGGGGCAGCAGAGCCUGGAAUAGUUCAUUUUGGGUUAACGUACCACCGAUUGAUAUUUUUCUUUUCUUCCGUAAGAUCGCUGAUUGUUUUCUUCGAGUGGAAAGGAGAAAGAGAUGCUGUAGCGUGAACAUCGUGGUAGACGGGUCGUUAUUACGCGUGUAUGGUGGAUUAUGCGUGAUCGUAGAAACGAGGAAGUGAGGUAAAAGUGUUUUUUCGGGGCAAAAGCGGGCCGGCGAGCGAGGGGGCUCCGGGACUCGAGCAACAGGAAAAUAUCAGCUCGAUGCCGGAGGCGUCAGGGUCAGAAGUGGCCGAUGAGUCGGAUUAUUCGAUUUUCGAGAAUAAGACCGGCUUGGCCGAGGACAUGAAGUUUCUGGCUAGCAUGCCGGAACUAUGCGACGUGACCUUCCUCGUCGGUGAAACAAAAGAGCCCAUUUGCGCUGUGAAGGCUGUUUUAGCAGCCAGAAGUAGGGUGUUUCAAAAAAUGUUUUACCAAGCACCCAGUCCACAGCGUAAAAAGGAACCACCGCCGAAGGAAAACAAGAUCCGAUUGUUCCUGAAAAGAAGCUCGGAGCCGCUGCUGAAUCUGCAAAAUGCGGCGCAACAGCGGUCAGGGUUCGCGCAGCAGUUGGCUCCCAUACAAGAGCCGAAUCAACAUCACACCGUAAUCAUCGAGGAAUUCGAGCCCGACGUGUUUCGUCAACUGAUCGAAUACAUUCAUACCGGAUGUGUGACGUUACAACCUAGAACUUUAUUAGGAUUGAUGAAUGCCGCCGAUUAUUAUGGAUUAGAACAGCUGAGAAAAGCUUGCACUGGAUUCGUACAAUGUUGUAUAACAGUGGACACUGUGUGCGCUUUAUUGGCGUCGGCAGAACGAUACAUUCAGUACAAGUGUACGAAAUCCUUGGUCCAUAAGGUAUUCGAGUUCGUCGACGAACAUGGCAACGAAGUGUUGAAUUUAGGAUCCUUCACGCUGCUACCCCAACACGUAGUUCGCUUAAUCCUGGCGAGAGAAGAAUUACGAGCCGAUGAAUUCACCAAGUUUCAAGCGGCCUUGAUGUGGAGCAAGAAGUAUUGCGACAGCAAUCAAAGUCAAGAUCUGAAAGACGUGAUUGGCAAUUUCCUCGAGUACAUUCAGUUCCAUAAGAUCCCUACGAACGUGCUGAUGAGAGAAGUACAUCCUCUGAACUUGGUGCCUUCGAGGAUCAUAGUGAACGCGUUGGCCUAUCAGGCAGACCCAGCAAGCGUCGAUCCCGGACACCUGUCCCCCCACAGAGUAAAGCACCAGGACCGUAGCUUGUCGGUGCAGUCAUCUCUACAGGACCAAUUCGGCAGCAACACGUCGCUAAGCUCGACUGGGUCUGACGAGGGGUCCGACGAGAAGCAGCAUUCAGGUAAAUACGGCAUAGCAGAGCAGGAGAUAAGGGAGCACGAACGAUGGCCGAAGCAUCGCUCUUCCGAAGAGGAGGAUAUACAGCGGUUGAUCGAGCAACGGAGUCAGUAUCAAUCGAUGAGGCAAGAGGAUACGCUGCAACGACAGCACGAUGAACAGCUGAUCAGGAAGCAGGAGGAGGAGCUAAGGAGACAGGAGAUGCAGGAAGAGUUCGAGAGGAGGCAGAAAGAACUGCAGAAGAAGAAGAAGCAGGAGGAGGAGUUGAGAAAGCAAAAAGAGCAGGAGAAGCUGAAGAAACAGCAGGAACAGGAGGAGUCGAAGAAGCAGCAGGAACAGGAGGAGCCGAAGAAGCAGCAGGAACAGGAGGAGCCGAAGAAGCAGCAGGAACAGGAGGAGCCGAAGAAGCAGCAGGAACAGGAGGAGCCAAAGAAGCAGCAGGAACAAGAGGAGCCGAAGAAGCAACAGGAACAGAAGGAACUGAAGGGAGAACAGGAAGAAGGGUCGAAGAAGGCAGUAAAAGAAGUCGAUGUGACGAAGAAGCAAAGGGAGGAAGAGAUUAAUCGACAGAGUCUAGAAGAAAAGAAACAGGAGGAAGAAUUGAAGAAGCAGGAGGAAGUUAAAAAGGAGGAGGCUUCGAAGGAAGGAAAACAAGAAGCAGAUUUAGAGAAGAAGCAAGAAGAGGAUAAGGAGAAGAAGGAACAGCAGCUGGAAGUUCAGAAAGAAGAUGAAGAGAAACAGAAACAUCGAGAGGAUAAAGAAGAAUUAUUACAACAACCAGAAGAAUCACAGAGCAAAGAAAAGAUUGAAAAAGAAAACGAAUCGGAGGAACCAAGCCUAUCGAAUCAGGAAAAAUCACAGCAACAACUGGAAGAAGAGGAACGAAUAAGAAGGGAGCAGGAGUUACUAAAGCAGCAGAAGGAAAAGGAACAACGAAGAAUUCGCGAUGAAAGAAAACUGCAACUACAGUUGCAGGAACUGAAAACCCAAUGGGCAUCGGAGGAAUUAACAAUGUACAAGCAGGAAGAAGCCUUGCAACGACAGAUAGAGAACCGGAGAUACGAGGAGCAAUGGGAGAGUCGACAAUUCCAGCAGAUGCAGUUGUAUUUGGAAGGUCGGAAGCCCGAGGCGGAAAAGAAACCAGAAAAGCGGCAAACAACGGAACGAAAGAAGGCAGAAAAGAGGAAGGUCGAAAGAGUAGAGAUUAGGGUACACGGGGCGGAAUCCCCUAGACAGGAAGACCCUGCCGUGACUGGUUUCUACAUAAAGUUAGUGGUGAGGCAGGAAGGCAGGGCGAAUUUGGUUUGGUUGUUCAAAACGCACAAAUUUUAAAUGGUUCUCGUUUCUCGUUAUCCUCUACUCUGGUUUUAUACACUGUUGACAUUUUAUAUAACAAUUAACAAAUUAAUUUUCUCGCUGGAAGAGAAUUGUUUCAGAGUAUGACUAUUCCUAUUGUUUGAGUUGUCUCGCGAGAGAUUUCUAUAUAACGAAUCGUUGUGUUUUGCGAGGAACAUUCUUAGUACAUUAAUGUUUUUUAUCGUUGGAACCGUAUACAGGUAUUUAUGAUAAACGCGGAGACGUUCACUCAUGGUGGUUGUUAAUAAAACCGAAUCUCCAGCUACAGUCAGUCAGUAAAAAAUUCACUUCUGUAAAUGAUUGUAGACGAGGUACGUGCUCAUUAAAGUGAUUUAAUAGGUCAUACUAUACUACUACGAUAAUCAUACGAUUAUUUUAAGGAUACUCUUAAUUUGCGUAGUCUGUGGGUUGUAAUUGAACGCGAAGAGUUAUUUCGGUAACACACUGCUCAACAUGAUUAGAAAAUUGCGUACACGAAUCUAUUUAUUCCUAACGAAAUUUGAUUAUUUUCUAUGCUAAGUACACGGUAUCCUUUUACGUUUUCAGCGAUUGAUUUAUACGAAAAAAUUAUUCAAGAAACCGGCGAAGUAAUUCUCCGAUUGCUUCGAGCAGUAUAUCAGCAUCAAAACGCAAAAUGUUAUCGAUACUGAUUUUGAGAGUGUUAUUUUACAACUGACAUCUUAACGACUACUUAUAUACGAUAAUUUACACGCGUUGCCUGCCUGUGAAUUCCCAACCAUUUCUUCGAUCUAAUCAUUAUCAAUUAUAUGGUGUCACGCGACGGCGGAGAACACGACUUUCGUCGACAUCAAUCAAUUCUCGCUUUCCCAUUAAACCACUACUUCAUGAUACUAUACUUAUUGCUCCGUCGACUUUUCUACUAUUCUCGUAUUAUUAUUAUGGCGAUCUACUAUCGCAGAUCGAAAAGGUCUACCCAAUUUUUUACCAAGCAUCUCGAACAUUCAUUCGAUCACUGCACGAAGAAGAGGAAGUAGAAGAUCUGUAUCGUUUAUUAUGAAAGAUAUUUUAACGUUCGUACGAAAUGAAAAAUAAAGUAUGCACAACCAGCAAAUGAGCAGCUAAUGAGAGAAUUAAGAAGUAUCUAUGUAGACGUUAUUGUUGAACUCUUUUACAAGGAAAAGACUACAAAUUAUAUACAUAUACAUAUAUAUAUAAACACAAGAGAAUAUAUAUACACGAUAUCUAUAUUUGACACUAUAUUAAAAAAAAAAAAAAACAAUUGAUAUCGCUUAUGGGCGAGGUGUUCGAGAGCUGUGGUCGACGAUUUGACAAUGAUAAAUAAUUUCAUAAAUUGUUACUAGAAUCUUACAAUUAGUUCUAUGCUUCGGACUUUUAAAAUGAAUGUUUGAAAUGUGAAGAUGAACGUUUCUAAAAAUGAAUCUUGACAAUGAUGUACCUUCGAACGAAAAUCGACGUUGUUUCGAUGAAAAUUGUCGAUUUUUAUUUGCCACGAUCUCUUAUUUUUCUACUUCAACGUUUUCAUACGACUUACUUACUUACUUACUGUACCCUGAAUAAUAUAAUUUCGCUCGCAUGGAAAUGUAAUUCUGCUGUUACAUUACAGCCGCUUUUUAUCACGAUUACGAUUGACAAUGAUAAAAGUGCAGUACGGUUAACAUACGACAAUUUUACACGGGUGUGAAGCUGUAUAAUCGUGCUGCUGACUCGCAUCCACUUGCGUGCUUGCAACGAAAAAUUGUUUAUGAAACUGUGAAUACACAAAGUAGUAGUAAGUAAUGUUUAACGUGCAACAGGAGGAAAAGUGUUUUCGACGGUAAAUUCGAAUCGUUCAAUUCGGCUAAAUAUUUAUAACGCGCUUUUAAUCUCGAAAGCAUUGCUGAUUCGAUACUUUCUAUUCCAUUACCACGCUGACAUAACUUUUCAUAUUUCAUACAACGAUCAGUGAUUCUACUUUUCUUCGGUUCUCGAAAUUCUUUAUAAUUUCGAUUAUAGAAAGUAGUAAUAAGUAAUACGAUAGAAUAACAAAUUUCCAAUUGAAUUUGCCAAAAAUUUGUCAGAGCGACAAACAGCGCUACGAUAAAGCGGAUAAUUCGAUUUCUUGCUGUCAACAUUCUUCUUCCUAACUGCCGCACCUAAGCUAAUUGUUUAAGCAGCGGAAACGAAGCGGACUAUCAUCUAUUAAACGUUGUUGAUCGAUGUAAUACUCAGCAUUGGUACAAAGCAGAACGACGGAUCACUUGAUUCGCCAAACGCUAAACCCUUCGUUCAUGCAGACGGAAAAUGGAACUAUUUAAAUCUCGACGUAAGUUGAUUUAUAUGAUAUAAAAAUUUACGCCGAGUUAGUUGCUACCAACUCGUGAAACGAUGCGCAAUUUGUUCGUAUAUCGAAUCAAAGAAACAAAUGUACCUAUGUAAAUUAUAUAAUAUUGUGAUUAUCAUUCGUAUUCUCUAUACUAUCGCGAAAUUUCUUCGAAUGAGUAAUUUAUUAAUUAUUGUAUCAUUUUCCAAGAGUUUCUCAGAAUUGAAACUUUCUAUCGCAAGUUAAUUUAUCGCGAAUUAAUAUCAUCCAAGAUUCCUUCAUCUUACUAUUUGUGUAUUUGAACAGUGGCAAAAGAAUCGUUCGAUGCUUCAACAAUUCUUUGUUAUUUAGAUUUAUAACAACAGUAUUAGAAUACCUCGUAUCGAUGAUACAAGAUCAUUCGAAGAGGAUUUUGACGAUAGCCUCACACUGUAUGUAUCGUGUACAGUUUGCUGGAACGAUUCGACACGAGCGCGAUAAUCAUGCUUAAAAUGAUCAUUGAAAAGAUACGAAACAAAACGAGGAUCUUAUGUUAACUAUAAUAAAAGAUCUGAUUGUUGAUCUGUGUGAAAACUUCACGCAAUUUCCUGCAACCACUAGAACGCAACGAUCGAACGAAGACGAAUUUUAAGUUCAGUCAUCGAAGAGGAAGUCUACUACUAAAAAUAUAAUGAUUUCAAGAAACUUGAAACCUCGCAAGCACUACCUUUUCGUUUAAUACUUCAAACUAUUUGGAAUGGAAGAACAACAUGGCUGAAGCAUCGUUGUGAUCAUGAGCUUUCCACGAAUCUUUCUCAUAAUCGUGUCAGACAGUCGUGUAUCAUAAUAUCGCAUAAUUAUUGAACAAAUCUACAGAAAUAAGGAGAAGGAAAAUACUGCAUCGUUUUCGUCGUUCUCCUUUCGUACAGCGUUGACAAUACUUUAAUCGUACGACACAUAUGUUCCCUAUCUCAGGCUAAACGUAAAAUGAUACAAGUACAUAUAUAGAAUUAUAAUAAAAUAAUAGAAAAUCGUAAUCUGUAAGUGUACUACUGCUUUGCCCAAAAAGGUUGUGAUUCACUGGGUUUUGUUUCACUAAGGAAACAUUUUCACGAGUAAGUAACAUUUUCUCCAUUCACAUACUUGUAAUUAAUUAAAUAUUAGUUAUUUUCUUUGUAUCGAUACGAUUACUACAUCGUUCUAAAUUAUUUAAUCCUCCACUCAAAUUAUUCUGUACAUCCUAAAAUAAUUCAUACACACUUCGUUCGAGAUUGAUUCCACGAUUAACUUCUCCCCAAUUUACAUCAUUAUUUUAUUCAUUUUCCUACGAAAAACUUGUCUUUAUCUCUACAGUCUUUCGAUAACAGCAGAAUUCGAAAAGCGAGGCAAGAAAAUCGACGUCACACCUUUCUCGACAACAAACAUUAAUUCAGCGAACGAUGAAAUUGAUUUUUCAACAGAAAGUAUUCGACAAAUUAUCAAACACACUUUGUGUAAAUCACAAGAAUGACAAACACACUGAAACAAGAGAAAAGAUCGACAAACGUAUAAAAUAUUGUUGUUUAUUCGACACGAUGAAAUCUUAUUUCUGCCAAUAGCUGUAAGAAGAAAACUGUUCGAUAGAACUGUACAAAGCUCAGUGGUAUUUCAAUGAUGAACAGGUGUGGAGGAAAUUGCACGUUGUCGAUGAUAAUCGUAUAAAAAAGGAGAACAACGGAACCGGGCAUCAAACCGUGAAGCUAAAUCGCAGCCGUCACUGUCGGAGAAUUGUAUUUUAUUAUCGUCACGUUGUACGCGGCUCAGUUGCAUAAGUGUCAAGAGUAUAUUUAUGAAUGUGGUGUAGUCUACUUAAUCUGUGUAUCGUUGUCUGUCCGUGCGCAUCGUUACUUCUGCUGUUUUGUACGUAAGGUGUGCGUAAAAAAAUAACAAAAAAUUAAUUAAUAAACAAUGAUAUGUCGUUGAGUAGCCUAAGGGCGUUAACUACCCGUUACAGUGUUACCAUCGAUCCCACCGAGAUUCAGUCGAUCCGAUCCAGACAACUAUCUUCUCAAUUUUUCUUUCGAUUGUUUCGUCAAAAUUUUUAUCUAAAUAAUCCAUUAUUUUUUGACGUGCGAGGAGGAUCUGAAUUUUUCUACAGGGUAAAUUAUAAUUACAUUUAUAACAAUUUUCAAGCAACUUUUGUCAAAUUUUCUUUCCAUUCUUACAACUUUCUGCUGUAUUCUUGUUAUAAGCGAAGAAACGUUGCGAUUCGAUCGAUGAGUUUAACGGUGAUCGGUGCAAUUCUAUCUAAAGUUCGAUCUCUAUCAUGUUGUGAUAUUCUGUAGCCAAAUGAGUUGAAAUAAAGGGAGAAGAGCGUGAUGUCAAGGAAUAA
Bombus pascuorum is the source of this 7639-nucleotide messenger RNA. RefSeq names its product serine-enriched protein. The transcript is spliced from 11 exons. Gene Ontology annotation, molecular function: protein binding. The record is from RefSeq and is a predicted model, not a curated record. NCBI's taxonomy places the organism in Eukaryota, Metazoa, Arthropoda, Insecta, Hymenoptera, Apidae. Bases 546 to 2984 code for a protein of 812 amino acids.